Molecule: messenger RNA, 4298 nt
Organism: Oppiella nova
Lineage: Eukaryota; Metazoa; Arthropoda; Arachnida; Sarcoptiformes; Oppiidae
Source: the annotation of a GenBank genome assembly
UGCUGUAGUCGAGAGUCAAUCUCGCACUACAUAUGUAUGCAUUUAAUUGACAUUUAAUUGAAUAUACCAUUGAAUUGCUUUGAAGACAUCACCACAACCACAGUGUCGGCCAAAAUGUCUGUCAAGGGAUCCCUCACUAAAGAACUGAGUGAGAGUGUGUCUGCACUUCUGGGCCAAAGUGUGAAGAUAUCACUGAAAUGUUUGGUCAAAAUGGAGCUGAAGAGCGACAAAACGGAUAACAAGAUCUUAGCCUUCAGUGCGUGUCGUCUCUUCAUUUUGACGGCAAAAGUGUCCACAAAAAUAGAGCAAACUUUUCACUACUUAGACAUCAAUUCAAUUGAAAGCAAACGCAAGAAUCAGUUGACGAUUGGCAUCACAUCCGAGAACAAGUCAUACACUUUCUAUUCAGUCGAUCCCAACAACGGCGAGGAAAUCAAUUUAAUGAUAAUACAAUUGGGAACCGCUCUCAAGACUAUCUUUCCGCACAUAUCGCUCGACUCAUUCAUCCGUCGGCUGGAAGUGGAGCCGAGCGCUCGGAUUCAGUCAAUGAUUGAAUACAACCAGAGUGUCGAACAGAGGGCUAACCUCAACACCAUUGAGAACCCGUGCGGAGGCUUUUCCACUCAAUACGCCUGUCUCUGUGAUUACUUCGGUGGUGUCUAUCGUGAGGAAGUGGUCUGGGAUGUGGACACCAUCUACUCGACGCACAAUAACACGGAGUUCUCACUCCUGGACUUUGAGCACUUGGAUCCCAAAGACUUUAUUGCAAUCAUAGCCGCGCUUUCAUAUAACGGAUGGUUCACUAAAUUCAGAGCCAGUAAUAUAAAGGUGUUCUCCGGACAUAUGAUGCCUGAAGUGGCGGAACAGAUAUAUAAUCUCGUGAAGAGAUCUACUGUUUUAGAAGAUUUAUAUUUAGAUAACACGGGUCUUAAGAACGAUUCCGUUAACAAACUAUUUUCAGCCAUUUUGACCAACAGCCAAACAGCCAUUAAUUUCAUCGAUUUGUCCAACAAUUUAAUUGAAGAUAAAGGCCUCAAGUAUUUGAGUGGAUUUGUCGCCAAAUCAUGUCAGGGGAACACCAUUUCAGACGACUCAUCCAACUCAUCAGUCAAUUGUGUUGCAAUGAAACUAAACAAAGGCUUAACUCACCUCAACUUAAGCCGCGCCACCAUCACAAGCAAAGGUGUUUCUGAACUCUCGGAUUCGCUAUCACUUAACAAAACGAUUCCUUUGUCCCUAACUUAUCUCAAUCUCAGUGAUAAUGUCCUUAAAGAUGACGUUAACAAGUUAUACAACUUCUUAGCGAAACCUAAUAACAUAACUCAUUUGGAUUUGUCGAACACUGAGUGCUCUUUAGAGACGGCUUUCGGUGCUUUCCUCAGGGGUUGCACUCAAAAGUUGGUUCACUUAAACCUAUCGCGCAAUCAGUUUAGUAGUAAGAAGAGUCAUAAGGAUGUGAAUCCUCCGCCGUCUUUCAAAGCAUUCUUUUCAACGACGGUUGCCCUCAAAACAUUGAAUUUGUCGGCCAAUCGAUUGCCGGCGGAAGCGUUGAAAGCAAUGCUUUUAGGGUUUGCCUGCAAUGAGAUCGCAACAGAUGUUCGCAUUAAUCUCAGUUCAAAUGACUUGAAAUCAAGCGGCGCUACGGUCUUGGAGUUUGCUUUGGGAGGCAUUCGAUGUAUCAGUGGAUUAGAUUUAAGUGAUAACGGGUUUGAUAUCGACGUAACCAAUGUCAUCAACUCCAUCAGCAAAAAUAAAUCUAUUAAAUACUUAUCAAUCGGUAAAAACUUCAAUAAUAUUAAACCAAAACAUAUGCCUCGAGUUCUUGAAUCUCUUGUUCAUCUAUUACAAGAUGAAGACUCGGUGUUGGAAUCACUUUCUUUAGUUGAUUCAAAACUUCGAGGCGACACUUGUCUUGUGAUCAAUGCUUUGGGCUCUAAUCAAUCAUUAGUGAACAUCGAUGUGACCGGGAAUCUGAUGGGUCUGUCUGGUGCUAAAACUCUGGCGAAAGCACUUCAAGUGAACUCCAAAUUAGAGACCAUAUAUCUGGACAGAAAUAUGAUUCCAACGAUGGGUUUUGUGGACAUCGCGUACUCUCUCGAAAGGAAUUAUACGCUCAAGUAUAUGCCGGUGCCGGUGCAGGACGUACAGACAGCAAUGGUCAAAAUGGCCGAACGCACUGAAGCGGCCGUCACUAAGAUUCAGGAACUCCUGCGACGAAACCAUUUGCCGCAAACCAUACUGAAGAACAGUCGCCUCCACAGCCAUCACAUGCAAAUCGAUUCCAAUGUCCUGCAAAUGGUCGACAAAUUGGCCGUUCAUUUAAGUGAUGUCUUAAACAAUGGGCUAACGAAUGAGAAUAAAAAGUCUUCGGAAUCGUUUGAAGUGACCGCUAAAGACGAGGAGAUCUUAAGGGCCGAGAGUUAUCUGAGAGACGCAUCGAAUGCCAAACACUUAUUGUCUCAUUUGAAUCAAAAGCUCAUAUAUCCGGAGAUCAAUGAAAGCGGUCGCCGUUUGUCGACGUUUUCUAUUUGCAAACCAAUUGAAGUAAAACUCAUCGAAACGGCGCUUGAGUUGAAGAAAACAUUUGAGGCACACAUUAAUGGUGUGAUCGCAUCGAUGAUCGAAACAAUUCAAGAACAGUGUCCGCACGUCAUCGCAGACAGCGAUCGCCUUCAGAACGAAUUGCACCGUAUCUUCAAUAACACCAAAAACUCUCCAUUACUUCCUUCGCUCAGUUUCUUUCAGACGUGUUUGGCAGACAGUGUCGGCGCUCUUCUCACCACUAAAGUCGAGGAAAUACUUCAGGGAAUCGCGGCUCAGAUUUGUGAUAAAGUGCUGAUAGAAGUGAGCGAUUGUCUCUCUUCCAGUCACAGAGCACUCACAGGACAGGAGACCAAACAAUCUCUCAGUCAAAGGAGUUCAACGCCUGAUGUGUUGCGCAGCAGGACUUGGAUUGAAGGCAAUUGUUCCCGAGAGUCAUCCACUGAAGGAAAUCUAUCCAUCGAAGGUCACGCCGAUGAAGAGUCCACUGUUUGGUUGGCGUGGCUUAACUUAGCGACUCCUAAGCAAUCCACUCAAAAGCGUCAAAGUCUUUAUGUCCGAAGACUUAGGCCUCAAUCGGUUUUGGAUGGCUUAACAUCUAAUGACAUUCCAGAUCUGUUGCCAAAGACGUCCGACAGUUCCAACAGUGGUUUAAAUUCAAUCGAUUCUAGUCUACUGACGUCCACCAGUUCUGACAAAUUGGAACAUUUGGCUAAAUCUCGACCAAAAAAGCCUAAAACUCGAGCCCCGACUCGAACUCCGAUCACACAGACUGUCAAAAUAGAAACUAAAGAGGAGUCUGUCGUCAACGAUGAGAGUGAAAGAGUGGAGAAAUUAGACGAAGGUUUGGAUUCAUUCUUCAAGAAGACGGCGGCUGUGGAGGUGCCACCAAAACCUCAGGCCCAGCCCAGGGUCGGUCUCUUCAAGAAAUUUGGAGUCAAGUCCGACGCCUCGCAUCUCAAGACAAUUGAGAGCUCAAAAAAGGGUACAAACGAUGAGACAAGUGUGAGUACAGGUGCCGCCCAGACAUCACUUUUAUCAGCACGUAUAGAUGAAGUGACCCGUUCCCGAUCGUCACCUAAUUUGGGUAAUAAGAGGGCCUCUCAGCCCAUAACCGUUGCCCGAAACAACUCUCCCGGCGCUGAAGAGAUCAAUCAGAUAUUAGAGUCCAACGAGAGAAUGACGAGCCCUUUGCCUACUGAACGCUCCGAUAUCUUGGCUGAGAUGAGGGCUAAACAAAGUCGAAGAUCGUUAGCGCCCACUCCCACCACACCUCCCGUUGCGAGCAUUGCGGCCACUAUUGACUCGAACCCAUUGAUCAAUAACGCGAAUCCAUUACAAGGGAUUAAGUUGAGGGCCACAGUGUUUGGAGACAUCUUGAAGUCUCCCAACAAAAUACAGAGCACUGCCAACGAAGACAUAGGUCUCAGCACAUCCUAUACAGACACCAACCGGUCAUCGGUUGGGCGCCAAUCGAAUCCUCCGCCACUGAAACAAAGGCCAAAGUCAGUGGUGGGUCUGAUUGGAGCCAAAUUCGAGUUGUCCUCAAAUAGCAAAGAAGAACUCAUUGAUUCGGAACCCGAUGUCAAACACAACUCCGAAUCCAAUAAAAGUGACAAAAACGGAGCCAAAAAGUCCUCUAUUUUCUCCAAGUCUCGCUCCAACUCUUCCUCUUCUAACUCUUCGCUACAAAAAUAAGUUACCAAUCAUUUCAAGUCAUUAGUCGUUCAUUAAUUCAAUCGUUUUUGUGCCAAUCA